Molecule: messenger RNA, 1625 nt
Organism: Thecamonas trahens ATCC 50062
Lineage: Eukaryota; Apusomonadida; Apusomonadidae
Exons: 1
Coding region: 255-1610 (451 amino acids)
Biological process (GO): regulation of transcription by RNA polymerase II; negative regulation of DNA-templated transcription
Cellular component (GO): transcription regulator complex; histone deacetylase complex
Molecular function (GO): transcription corepressor activity
Source: RefSeq, a predicted model, not a curated record
CCCACCACCUUCCCAACGGUAGUGGGCACCCCCUCGCAUUUUUUGUAAGUCGAUACGCUCUUUAUUGCGCGUUCGACGGCAAGCGGGAGGUUGCGGGCCACAGAAGCCGUAAUCCGGAAAAUCGUUCCAAACCGCGCGCGGGUCGCAUUAGCUUGCUGACUGGCGGAGCGGGAAAUUCCGGCGAAUAGGUGAACGCCACCAACUCUUUUUUUUCUCUACUAGCUUGCCUGCUGGCCGCGACUGCCAUUCCUUCAAUGCGUAUGGCUCCGGCUCACUCGCAUGCGACCAACCACCACCACGAGAGCGCGAUGCUUUCGUGCGGGACCAAGAGCGUGGGCGGGAGCGGGUCGCGGUUUGUGCCGCGGCUCGCGCCGCUCCCGCUGAGCCCGACCAAGGCGGCCGACGCGCGCGCGCGUACGGCUCGCGACGAUGAGGCGGCACGGGUCCUCUCCUCGCUGGACCUCUCGACACCGAGACAUGUGUACGGCCAGAUUAUGGUCGGCCCGACGUUCCAGGCUUCGGCGCUCCCUGCGGCGGCAAGCGCUGCGGAGGCGCCCACGGGCAACGACGAGUGCAUGUGGCGGCCGUGCCCGGCCAAGAUCUCAAACGCCGACGUGGACGCGUUUGUGGAAGCCGCGCGUGGGGCGUCUGUGCCCGAGGAGAGCGCACUGAAGGCGCUGAUGGAGGCUGACUACGACGUCGACGCCGCGAUGGAGGUUCUGCUUGCCGCAGACCAUCCGCCGGCUCGGGCAGUGUGGUCGACGCGGGAAAAAGCCGUUUUUGAGCAACUGUAUGCCAAUCACGGGAAGGAGUUCCGCCUCAUUGCCCCGCACUUGCCGAACAAGACGCUCGCCGACGUGGUCGAGUACUUUUAUGCCGUCCGCCCGUGCGCUCACGAUCCGUACGACUCGGACAUGGAAGGCGCAGAGUCGGGCUCGUCGUCGGCGUCGGAGCUCGAGUCUGAUGAGGAGAGCCAGGUCGACGACGACGUUUUUGCCUACCUCCGCAACGAGCUGGCGACGCCGCAGGCCGCGCCCGCGGCGCUUGACGCGUCGCGGCUGUUUGUCGGCUCAACGCCGAUGGCGUCGCGGCCUGCCACGCCGCACGGCCCGGUCUUUGCCUCAGACUCGCGCUGGUCGCUCGGCCUGCCCCCUUUGCUCCCCGGAGCGGCAUCCGUCAGUAACUCGGGCCCGUCGACGCCGUCGCCCUCGGGCGCGUCGCGCAAGCGCAAGUUUGCAAUCGACGACAACGACGUGACUGCCCAGGCCUCGGUCUCGCCCAUCCCCGGGAUCGGCGUUGCAACCGAAGCGGCGUCGACGCUCGCCUCCUUUGGCGCCCCGAGCUCGGGGCCAGUUAUGUGGUCGCCGUCGCAGCCGCGGCCGCCGGUCCCGGCGCUCGACCUUGGCGAGUUUGACUUUGACACCGAUUCGCUCCUCGGGCCAGACCUGCCGUCGCCAAAGCUGCUGGCUCGCCCGGCCAAGCGGCACAAACCGCUUGCACCUGCGCCGCCGUCGCUCGCACCCGCACCGCCACCGCUCUUUGGCGAUCUCUUCCCGGUCGCUUCGCAGCCGGCUGCCGAGCCGACCGAAGAGACGUGCACCAUUCAGUAGCGAGAAUAUUGACAA